This is a messenger RNA of Peronospora matthiolae, 7860 nucleotides long. Lineage: Eukaryota; Oomycota; Peronosporomycetes; Peronosporales; Peronosporaceae. The record is from the annotation of a GenBank genome assembly.
AUGAAUGAUGAGGAGCGGAAGGCUCUGGCCGAAGCGCGUGGCCGUGUCGCAAACCUGCGCGCCAUGUUCAAUAAAGGCAGCGUCCAGAACGCGGAGCCUCCUGCCUGGAAGCGCCGCGUGGCAGUUCCGCCGCCUGUGAAGCUGCCUACUGCAAUGGACAAGUCGGUAGACGAGACAAUUAACGGGCAGCCGGAAGACAAGAAGGUUGAGCCGAGCUACUCGCGCGUCAAGAGCUCCGAGUCGCUCGUGGAUGCUGCUGUGCAGGAGCGUAAAGUACGAGACGAUCACGAGCGUUGCCCGGCUCAGGAAGUCAAAGACGCGACGACCAAGCAGUCGUCGUAUCACCUUGAGAGCGAUCGUGCUUAUAAUUUCUCAUUGAGGCAGCAACGGAGUGUGCGGAUGGCCGAGCGACUGGCCAAGAAGUCGCUCGCGCAGUUCUCGAGCAAUGGACCGACGUUUGAAGACGAGAAACGAGAGGAGAAGCGGCGUCGAGAAGAGGCGGAGCGCACGAAGGAGCAAGAGGCGCAGAACGCACUGCGAACGUUUGCAGGAGGGAAAACAUUCUUUGAAGAGCAGUUGGACGAGAAGAAGCGUGCCCAGGAGCUGGAGCGACAGCAGGAGCAGUGCGCCAAAGAGGCCAAGAGCAACUUUUCGUCGCCCGACUUUGAUCACGCCUAUAGACGCGCUAAAGAGGUGGCGCAGGUGGAAAAGGAGGCGGAAGGGAAGGCCAAGGCUGCGCUUUUGAAGUACGACCAGCACGAUGUCACGCAUGAAUAUGGCAUGAAGAAUGGCAUGAUGGUGCAUAAGCAAAGCAGCACUGAUGACACUCCUAAAGCCAAGCGGUACCCGUUUACAGAUCCUGCUGCACGUAUCAAGAAACCUUCUCCUCAGUCGGUGAAAGCUCUCGCACGAUUUCAAGCGCAACUCGCUGAAAACCGUGCAAGAGAGGGCCAGAAAGCUUCUGAAGAAGUUCUUCGUAAGGCUUCGUGGGAGUCUAUGCGCAAAAUGUCAAUGGAAUCAAUUGAGUCGGUGGAGUCAGUGUCCAAACAUACUGCCACUGAAAUUGAUGUUGAGCAGCUGAGGGCUUCUGUUGAUGAAGGGAAACUUGACGUUCGAUCCGCCGCUCAGAAAUUCGCUGAGAUGGACCGAAGAGCUGCUGAACAAGCGAAGCAGAGCAAGAAGCCUACGACGAUUAACGGUGUCUCUUACGGGCGAGCAUGUCCGAAAGAAGGUGAACGACAAAAGGUUAAGGACCGAAAUGAAGGGGCUAAACGGAUUCAGUCUCGUGUGCGUGGGAUGAUCGCUCGAGAAGCACUCAGGAAGAAGGUCACAGCUUCCAGUCGAAUUGCAACCAGUAUUCAAGCUGAAUUCAGACGGCGUCGAGCACGAAAACAGUUCGAGAAUCUGCUUCAGCAAAAAGAACGCGAGCAUUCCUGCGCCAUUGCCAUACAAAAGGUUACGCGAGGUCGAUUUCAAAGAAAUCGCUAUCGGAUCGAAGCUACGGUUUACAAAGCUGCAAUCGUUUUGCUGCAGUCUCAUGUCCGUGCUUGGCAGGCUCAGACUGCAUACACCAAGCAGAUUAAAGCAGCAUAUCAAAUCCAAGCAUUCAUGGCUCGAACACUAUCUGGUUGGCAUGCAAGGAACGAGGUUGCCGGUCUUCGCAAACAGCACGCCGCAGCUACGACAAUCCAGGCUACGCUUCGAAUGCGAGCAGAAGCCUUGCAGGCUCGAUCUCGGCGAGCUGCUAUUAUUCAACUCCAGUGUACGUGGCGUCAGACUAUAGCACGAAGAACACUCGACCGCUUGAAACGCAAAGCAACGGAAAGAAAAGCUGCCCAACUGGACCUUAAGAAUUCAACAGCGACAAAGAUCCAACGUCUGUGGCGCGGAAUGGCCGCUCGGUCGGAGGUGUCUACGUUGCGUGCCGAAGCUGCUGCUGCAGAGGCUGCCGCCGCGGAAGCUGCUCGCCAGGAGGAGGUGGCCCGUCAGGAAGAGGAUGCCCGACGGGAGGAAGCUGCUCGUCAGGAGGAGGUUGCCCGUGAAUUGGAAGUCAACAGCAGUAUGGCAACGAAGAUCCAGAGCCACUGGCGCGGAGCGGCCGCUCGGUUGGAGGUGUCUGCGUUGCGUGCCGAAGCUGCUCGUCAGGAGGAGGUUGCCCGUCAGGAAGAGGAUGCCCGACGGGAGGAAGCUGCUCGUCAGGAGGAGGUGGCCCGUGAAUUGGAAGUCAGGAGCAGUAUGGCAACGAAGAUCCAGAGCCACUGGCGCGGAGCGGCCACUCGGUCGGAGGUGUCUACGUUGCGUGCCGAAGCUGCUGCUGCAGAGGCUGCCGCCGCGGAAGCUGCUCGUCAGGAGGAGGUGGCCCGUCAGGAAGAGGAUGCCCGACGGGAGGAAGCUGCUCGUCAGGAGGAGGUGGCCCGUCAGGAAGAGGAUGCCCGACGGGAGGAAGCUGCUCGUCAGGAGGAGGUGGCCCGUCAGGAAGAGGAUGCCCGACGGGAGGAAGCUGCUCGUCAGGAGGAGGUGGCCCGUCAGGAAGAGGAUGCCCGACGGGAGGAAGCUGCUCGUCAGGAGGAGGUUGCCCGUCAGGAAGAGGAUGCCCGACGGGAGGAAGCUGCUCGUCAGGAGGAGGUGGCCCGUCAGGAAGAGGAUGCCCGACGGGAGGAAGCUGCUCGUCAGGAGGAGGUGGCCCGUCAGGAAGAGGAUGCCCGACGGGAGGAAGCUGCUCGUCAGGAGGAGGUGGCCCGUGAAUUGGAAGUCAGGAGCAGUAUGGCAACGAAGAUCCAGAGCCACUGGCGCGGAGCGGCCACUCGGUCGGAGGUGUCUACGUUGCGUGCCGAAGCUGCUCGUCAGGAGGAGGUGGCCCAUCAGGAAGAGGCUGCCGCCGCGGAAGCUGCUCGUCAGGAGGAGGUGGCCCGUCAGGAAGAGGAUGCCCGACGGGAGGAAGCUGCUCGUCAGGAGGAGGUGGCCCGUCAGGAAGAGGAUGCCCGACGGGAGGAAGCUGCUCGUCAGGAGGAGGUGGCCCGUCAGGAAGAGGAUGCCCGACGGGAGGAAGCUGCUCGUCAGGAGGAGGUUGCCCGUCAGGAAGAGGAUGCCCGACGGGAGGAAGCUGCUCGUCAGGAGGAGGUGGCCCGUGAAUUGGAAGUCAGGAGCAGUAUGGCAACGAAAAUCCAGAGCCACUGGCGCGGAGCGGCCACUCGGUCGGAGGUGUCUACGUUGCGUGCCGAAGCUGCUCGUCAGGAGGAGGUGGCCCAUCAGGAAGAGGCUGCCGCCGCGGAAGCUGCUCGUCAGGAGGAGGUGGCUCGUCAGGAAGAGGAUGCCCGACGGGAGGAAGCUGCUCGUCAGGAGGAGGUGGCCCGUCAGGAAGAGGAUGCCCGACGGGAGGAAGCUGCUCGUCAGGAGGAGGUGGCCCGUCAGGAAGAGGAUGCCCGACGGGAGGAAGCUGCUCGUCAGGAGGAGGUGGCCCGUCAGGAAGAGGAUGCCCGACGGGAGGAAGCUGCUCGUCAGGAGGAGGUUGCCCGUCAGGAAGAGGAUGCCCGACGGGAGGAAGCUGCUCGUCAGGAGGAGGUGGCCCGUGAAUUGGAAGUCAGGAGCAGUAUGGCAACGAAGAUCCAGAGCCACUGGCGCGGAGCGGCCACUCGGUCGGAGGUGUCUACGUUGCGUGCCGAAGCUGCUCGUCAGGAGGAGGUGGCCCAUCAGGAAGAGGCUGCCGCCGCGGAAGCUGCUCGUCAGGAGGAGGUGGCCCGUCAGGAAGAGGAUGCCCGACGGGAGGAAGCUGCUCGUCAGGAGGAGGUGGCCCGUCAGGAAGAGGAUGCCCGACGGGAGGAAGCUGCUCGUCAGGAGGAGGUGGCCCGUCAGGAAGAGGAUGCCCGACGGGAGGAAGCUGCUCGUCAGGAGGAGGUGGCCCGUGAAUUGGAAGUCAGGAGCAGUAUGGCAACGAAAAUCCAGAGCCACUGGCGCGGAGCGGCCACUCGGUCGGAGGUGUCUACGUUGCGUGCCGAAGCUGCUCGUCAGGAGGAGGUGGCCCAUCAGGAAGAGGCUGCCGCCGCGGAAGCUGCUCGUCAGGAGGAGGUGGCCCGUCAGGAAGAGGAUGCCCGACGGGAGGAAGCUGCUCGUCAGGAGGAGGUGGCCCGUCAGGAAGAGGAUGCCCGACGGGAGGAAGCUGCUCGUCAGGAGGAGGUGGCCCGUCAGGAAGAGGAUGCCCGACGGGAGGAAGCUGCUCGUCAGGAGGAGGUGGCCCGUCAGGAAGAGGAUGCCCGACGGGAGGAAGCUGCUCGUCAGGAGGAGGUGGCCCGUGAAUUGGAAGUCAGGAGCAGUAUGGCAACGAAGAUCCAGAGCCACUGGCGCGGAGCGGCCACUCGGUCGGAGGUGUCUACGUUGCGUGCCGAAGCUGCUCGUCAGGAGGAGGUGGCCCAUCAGGAAGAGGCUGCCGCCGCGGAAGCUGCUCGUCAGGAGGAGGUGGCCCGUCAGGAAGAGGAUGCCCGACGGGAGGAAGCUGCUCGUCAGGAGGAGGUGGCCCGUCAGGAAGAGGAUGCCCGACGGGAGGAAGCUGCUCGUCAGGAGGAGGUGGCCCGUCAGGAAGAGGAUGCCCGACGGGAGGAAGCUGCUCGUCAGGAGGAGGUGGCCCGUCAGGAAGAGGAUGCCCGACGGGAGGAAGCUGCUCGUCAGGAGGAGGUGGCCCGUGAAUUGGAAGUCAGGAGCAGUAUGGCAACGAAGAUCCAGAGCCACUGGCGCGGAGCGGCCACUCGGUCGGAGGUGUCUACGUUGCGUGCCGAAGCUGCUGCUGCUGAGGCUGCCGCCGCGGAAGCUGCUCGUCAGGAGGAGGUGGCCCAUCAGGAAGAGGCUGCCGCCGCGGAAGCUGCUCGUCAGGAUGAGGUGGCCCGUGAAUUGGAAGUCAGGAGCAGUAUGGCAACGAAGAUCCAGAGCCACUGGCGCGGAGCGGCCACUCGGUCGGAGGUGUCUACGUUGCGUGCCGAAGCUGCUGCUGCUGAGGCUGCCGCCGCGGAAGCUGCUCGUCAGGAGGAGGUGGCCCAUCAGGAAGAGGCUGCCGCCGCGGAAGCUGCUCGUCAGGAUGAGGUGGCCCGUGAAUUGGAAGUCAGGAGCAGUAUGGCAACGAAGAUCCAGAGCCACUGGCGCGGAGCGGCCACUCGGUCGGAGGUGUCUACGUUGCGCGCCGAAGCUGCUGCUGCAGAGGCUGCCGCCGCGGAAGCUGCUCGUCAGGAGGAGGUGGCCCAUCAGGAAGAGGCUGCCGCCGCGGAAGCUGCUCGUCAGGAGGAGGUGGCCCGUCAGGAAGAGGAUGCCCGACGGGAGGAAGCUGCUCGUCAGGAGGAGGUGGCCCGUCAGGAAGAGGAUGCCCGACGGGAGGAAGCUGCUCGUCAGGAGGAGGUGGCCCGUCAGGAAGAGGAUGCCCGAAGGGAGGAAGCUGCUCGUCAGGAGGAGGUUGCCCGUCAGGAAGAGGAUGCCCGACGGGAGGAAGCUGCUCGUCAGGAGGAGGUGGCCCGUGAAUUGGAAGUCAGGAGCAGUAUGGCAACGAAGAUCCAGAGCCACUGGCGCGGAGCGGCCACUCGGUCGGAGGUGUCUACGUUGCGUGCCAAAGCUGCUGCUGCUGAGGCUGCCGCCGCGGAAGCUGCUCGUCAGGAGGAGGUGGCCCAUCAGGAAGAGGCUGCCGCCGCGGAAGCUGCUCGUCAGGAGGAGGUGGCCCGUCAGGAAGAGGAUGCCCGACGGGAGGAAGCUGCUCGUCAGGAGGAGGUGGCCCGUCAGGAAGAGGAUGCCCGACGGGAGGAAGCUGCUCGUCAGGAGGAGGUGGCCCGUGAAUUGGAAGUCAGGAGCAGUAUGGCAACGAAAAUCCAGAGCCACUGGCGCGGAGCGGCCACUCGGUCGGAGGUGUCUACGAUACGCGGAUAUGCAAUCGGAGGGUCCGUCGCCUCACUGCUGGGCAGUAAAGAGUUGAUGGCGCUCAGAAUUCGAAGAAGAUGGCGCCGUGCUAUAGUAAGAGCUAGGAUAAUGACAGCACGGCGGAAAGAUGCUGACCAGCUCGAAAUGGUGUUGGCUUUGCGGCUGCAAAGUCAAUGGCGGUCGGUUGCUGCAUCGUGCAUGGAACGAAAGUUGCGGCCAGCGAUGACAAACAAUCAAGUCAAAUCUGAGAUUGCGACGGCUUCGAAAGCUCUGCGACAUACAGCAACUGCUGUGCACGACCGUGUUGGAGGAAAUUCGUAUGCUGUAUCGUUGGAUUCAAAUGUACCCAAGGAUGCAUUGAUCAUUCAAGCUGUGCGGUGUGGUAGUAUUGGACGGAAAGAAGCUGCAGUGCAGCGAUCGGAGAAAACGAAUUGUCAAGAAGGCGUCGAUCGAGUGGAUGCUCAAAUCGGUCGAAACCCAACGUUAGCAGAGCUUCAGCUUUUAAGUCAAACCGGACGCUUUUCCAACCUUUCCGACGAUAGCGAUGACGACUCGAGUUUCGAAGAUGCGCCAAGCUUUGUUGGUGAAGCCCCAUUUGCCCAAGCCUCGACGCAAUCCUUGGAGCUGGAUUUGUCGGACCAGAACGUUGGUUCGUCGCAGAGAGAGAAUGAACAUAUUGUGUCACCCAAUGCCGAGCGUAAUUUCGAUUCUCGAGAAUCUACGAGUUCGGAGGACGUGGCACUUGGGUGUCCGGUUCCAGAGCACCACUUGGCUUAUAAUGACGACAAAAGUGAUGCUAGUAGCGAUAUAUUCGUCGACGCAAUCGAGGAACAGAAGUUGGUUGAGCAUGCCAUUCAAAGCUGGAGUUUUGACAAGGAUGAUCACUUGGCGGACGAGAGUAGCGAUCGAACUGUUGGCACUGCUUUGUCUGUGGAUGCGUUUACCGUUGGAGAUGGUGCUACUCUAUCGUCGCCGGUAAACCUGGAGGUUUUCCAGGAAGUCGACAACGAGUGCCUUAGAAGCAGCAUCUGUGAAAGUGAUCGUCGGUUGUCUUUUCACUCUGAAUAUUCGUAUCAAGAGCCUUCAUUGGACUCGCAGACCGCUAGAGGCAGCUUGGCGUCAAGCUCGUUAAGCGGCGUAUCCCGGUUCAACGAAGAAGCUCGUGAUGGUUCAUUUCGCUCUCGAAUAGACUCGUACGCCGACUCCACCCGCUCUCGAAUAGACUCCUACGCCGACUCCACUCGUUCUCGUGGAGACUCGUACGCUGACUCGGUUCGAUUUCGAACCGAUUCCCACGCCGAUAUGUUCCGGUCUCGUGGCAACUCAUUGGACGAUGAGGUUCGCUCCCGUGGAGGUUCUUAUGCGGAUGUUUUGGCCAAAUCCUCUUACGACGAGCCAAGUUUUACUGAUGAAGUAAACCGCGACGAUGGCCCGAAGAUCUUUGAUACUGAUAGCGACCGCGCAAGCUCUGUUAUUAGCGAUUCUCCAGGCUCAGAUAAAAACAUUUGCGAAGUCGAGAAAGAUGAGGUACACGACGAGGCACAAGCAACACGCACGAAGAGUAAUAGUCGCUGGCGUGCUGCGAGUGUGCUAAGCGCACUAUCUACUCGACGGUCGAGCAAGCCGACAAGUUCACCCGCGUCAUCAUUCGAAGAAGAGGAAAAAGAUGUGAAGGUACCACCUGCGACUAACUUGCCGUCGAUUACUGGAUUGAGCUCUGUUGCAAGUUUGCUCAAUCGGAAGCUUUCGGUUCCGAUGAGCAAGCUAAGUACCACCAGCGAGAUGGAGAUGGAGGAUUCAUCGGGUGUGUAUUCGCCUCAGGAACAGCAGCCUUCCAAGAGUAAGUUUCGUUUCGGCCGAUUUGCUGCUCCAACUGCGGCCUUCCCGUCGCGUUUUACAUGGAAAAGCACGACCCGUCGCGGCACGAAUGAGUACGACGACGGAGAAGUGGCGGAUUCACAGACCGCCUAA